Molecule: messenger RNA, 1287 nt
Organism: Salvia splendens (bonfire salvia)
Lineage: Eukaryota; Viridiplantae; Streptophyta; Magnoliopsida; Lamiales; Lamiaceae
Product: mitochondrial succinate-fumarate transporter 1
Exons: 2
Coding region: 116-1036 (306 amino acids)
Biological process (GO): transmembrane transport; fumarate transport; succinate transport
Cellular component (GO): mitochondrion
Molecular function (GO): succinate:fumarate antiporter activity
Source: RefSeq, a predicted model, not a curated record
AUUCUGAAUCAAUAUUCCACCCCACCAGAACGCCCUCGACUGUCAUUAACUACGCUUCAUUUUGACAACCCGAUUAUACCCAUUUCCCCUUCACGCGUCGGUGCUCCAAAAACCGAUGGCGGAGCAAACGGAGAAGCAGCCCAAAUCCAUCCCGCCCUACAUGAAGGCUGCGUCCGGAUCAUUCGGCGGCGUAGUCGAGGCCUCGUGCCUCCAGCCAAUUGACGUCAUCAAAACCCGCCUCCAGCUGGACCGAACCGGCUCGUACAAGGGGAUCCUCCACUGCGGCUCCACCAUCGUCCGCAACGAAGGCGUCCGCGCAUUGUGGAAGGGCUUGACUCCUUUCUCUACGCAUUUGACGCUCAAAUACGCGCUCCGGAUGGGCUCCAAUGCCUACCUCCAGUCCGCCUUCAAGGACUCCGAGACGGGGGAGCUCAGCCACCAUGGGCGAUUGUUUUCUGGAUUCGGCGCCGGAGUGCUCGAAGCUCUCGUUAUCGUCACUCCAUUUGAGGUUGUUAAAAUUCGACUGCAGCAGCAGAGAGGAUUGAGUCCCGAACUCUUCAAGUACAAGGGACCUGUACAUUGCGCUCGUAUGAUUGUCCGUGAAGAAGGGUUGCGUGGUCUGUGGGCUGGAGCUUCCCCAACUGUGAUGCGUAAUGGAACAAAUCAGGCUGCCAUGUUUAGUGCUAAAAAUGCAUUUGACGGGUUAUUGUGGGGGAGACACGAAGGUGAUGGGAAAAUCCUCCUACCUUGGCAGUCUAUGAUAUCGGGAUUUCUUGCUGGAACUGCUGGUCCAGUAUGUACCGGGCCCUUUGAUGUCGUGAAAACAAGGCUCAUGGCUCAAAGCAAAUCGAGCGGGUUGAAAUACAGAGGUAUGUUUCAUUGUAUCACAACUAUAUAUGCUGAGGAGGGAAUUCUUGCAUUGUGGAAAGGAUUAUUGCCAAGGUUAAUGAGGAUCCCGCCCGGGCAGGCGAUCAUGUGGGCUGUGGCUGAUCAGAUAACUGGAUUUUACGAGAGGCGAUACCUACAAGCCUAUUGAGCGUUCUGUAAUUCACUUUGGAAGUGAAAGUUUCAGAGUUUUUGAUGCCCUUUUUAGCUUGUGUAGAACUGAGUAUUUUCUCUUGUUCUACAUAUUUAGCUUUUAAUUUUCUCAUUUGUAGGACAUUCUUUAUGUUGAAAUGCUGAAAUGUUUAGCAUCAGCGAAAUUGUUUGGUGUUAGAAUUUCUGCUGGAUUUGAUUCAUAGAAGUAUGUAAUUCAUUUUAUUAAUUUGGAUAAUGGUUUCAUUGAAA